This is a messenger RNA of Salmo salar (Atlantic salmon), 2209 nucleotides long. RefSeq names its product collagen alpha-1(XXVI) chain. Lineage: Eukaryota; Metazoa; Chordata; Actinopteri; Salmoniformes; Salmonidae. The record is from RefSeq and is a predicted model, not a curated record. Gene Ontology annotation, molecular function: protein binding.
GCGCAAAAACGACUGCGUCGAGCUUCCCAAACUACAGUGCGUAUAGCUCUCAGACGCUCCUGCAGACAGACAAUCCCUCCAGACUUGGAAGGCAGAAGCCUAGAAACACGACAAAGGCGGUGACUGGGAGAAUAGUAGGCUCCAGAAUGUCUCACGACGUUGCAGAUUUAUAUGGUAUGAAUUUACUUUAAUGAUAUAUUAGGACGAUAUAUUCGUGCGCCGCGGCUUUGACUUCUGAGACGCGCGUCUCCAAACUUUGUCCACCUCGCAAUACAGGUAGUGUUCAACCUCUCACUCGAACAGAAACCUAAAAUCUCGGACAAUGACAGGUUCAGUCAUUUUUAGCAUUCUCUGUAUUUGGAUGUUUUCACCCAGUCUGUCACGAGGGACCGGGUUUAUCUAUCAGUUUCCAGGUGUGACAUUGCAACGCAUCCACACUGAACACACCGCUGGACCCCCUGCAGGCACCAAUGCGGCUCGCAGGAACUGGUGUCAGUACACAGUAUCGAAGACUGUGUCAUGCCAGGUGCACAACGGGACAGAGACGCUGGUACAGCGUAUGUUUCAGAGUUGCCGGUGGCCUGGACCCUGUUCUAACCUCAUCAGUUACAGGACCAUUGUCCGGCCCACAUACAUGCUGACGUAUCGCCAGGUGACGGCGUUGGAGUGGAGGUGCUGCCCAGGCUUUAUGGGCGACAACUGCAGAGAGGAAUGUAUGAACUGCACUGGCUAUACUGAUAUGAAUAAUAGACUGAAUAUUCUUGAGUCCAAGAUUGUGUUACUGGAGGAGGCAGGACCACCACCUCUCCCAUUCAGAUCCUCCCCAGAUAGGUCUUCAGAUAACGAGGUGGGAGCAGCCCAGCCCACCCCCAUCUCUCCCCCCACCAUUGGCCUUCCAGGAGCAAGAGGCCCCCCAGGACCAGUUGGACCCCAAGGUGUGGCGGGACCCCCUGGACGCACCGGAGAGACAGGCCUCAUAGGGAAAUCUGGACCCAUGGGACCCAGAGGGCCCCAGGGCCAGCGAGGAGCCCCAGGGGAGAGAGGUGUACCUGGGCCAGCGGGGUCUCCGGGGCCAGCCUCUCCCUUCUCUCACAGAGGAGAUGUGUUUGGUCUGAGGGAGCUGGGCCAGUAUGAAGAGGCUGCGCUCCCUUCACGGAAUAACCAGAGAGAUGUGACUGGUCCCCCAGGCCCCAUCGGACCCCCUGGACCCCCAGGCCGGCCUGGACCCACAGGGCCUGCUGGAAACCCAGGUAGCCCAGGCAGAAACGCUGGGUUUGGUCCCUCAGGCAAACCUGGGGAUCGCGGACCUAAAGGAGACACUGGUGAAAGGGGACCCCCAGCACUCAGGGGAGAACAUGGCCAGCCAGGUGUACCAGGGCCAAAGGGUGAACCAGGAGAUAGCCAGGCUGAGGGGGAGGGGGUGCAGCAGCUGAGAGAGGCUCUGAAGAUCCUGGCUGAGAGGGUUCUCAUUCUGGAGCACAUGAUCGGCAUUCAUGAGAACCCACUAGAACCCGGUUCUGGCCUGGACAUCCUGUCAGACCUGGUGCCCAUGUUUAAAAACAAAAGGGCGGGACCCAAUACCCUGCUUCACUCUCUCGCCACGGGAGACCGGAAGCUGAAUGGAGAGGAAAGAGUGAGGAGGGGGGACAAGUAGAUGGUCAUGCCAAUGGGUGUAAAGAGCAUGGUUUGUAUAUGAACUGUGAUUGUUUAAGAGACUGAGAUGGAUGUACCAUGUGUUCUCUGGGCCAGAGUGUAUGACCAGUCAAUCCUCAUGGAAGCACAGAAUUCCAUCAGUCUGGGCUUUGGACGACCUAGCGUCUGCAAAAUGACCCCUUCUCUUACUCAGAUUCUUGAAUUUGGCCUGUUUAUAAUGUGUGUUUUAUACAUUGACUUUUAGUACUGUUGUCAUUAUCGUAGUCAUGUUAUUCCAAUGUAAUUGUGUAACUUUGGUGCUGGCACUGGCCUCAACAUAUGCAUAUUCUUAAAGUCUAGGUAGCAGACAAUGGACCCUAUCAGAUAUUUAUGUAGUUGGUGCUGUAUAUGAACUUAAAUACAUGGGUUCUAACUUGAAACACUAUUUGUUAGUUUACAACUGUACAAUUUAUGCUCACCGCAUAUAAAAUACAUGAAGACUGCCGAGAAAUGUACAGUUGAAGUCGGAAGUUUACAUACACUUAGGUUGGAGUCAUUAAAACUCAUUUUUCAACCA